AUGGCGGCGAGACAGAAGAGGCUGCACGUCCUGGUGAAAGAUCUUUCGCGUGACUUCCGCCUCCAGGCCGACGCAAAGGUGGCGGCCGGGUGCUCGGCGUACCUGCGAAACCAAUUCCCCUUCCUGGGUCUUCGGGGUCCAGUUCGGCGGCAGGUGCAGAAGGGGGUGUUCGCCAAGCACGGCCUUGAGGACGGCCAAGAGUUGACCACGGUGCUCAAGCAGUUGUGGAAGAUGGAGGAGCGCGAGUACCAAAUGGCUGCCAUCGAUUUGGCCGUCAAGUAUCAGAAGCUAUGGACCCAAGAGAUGUUCGAAACUUUCGAGUACAUGGUUAGGAACAAGUCCUGGUGGGACACUGUGGACCUGGUUGCCUCCAAGCUGGUGGGCGGGCUCAUACAGAAGCACCCGGACCUGGUGGCUAGAAUGGACGAAUGGAUCGAUGACGAGCACAUGUGGGCGCGCCGAACGGCUAUCAUUCACCAGCUGAACUACAAGGCACCUCACUUCACCUCACUCUGGUGGACGAAGACAGACCAGGUGAAGCUCUUCGACUUCUGCAAGCGCCGGGCGCACGAGAAGGAGUUCUUCAUCCGCAAGGCCAUCGGGUGGGCGCUCAGGCAGCACGCUCGCCUCGAACCUGAUGCCGUGGUCGCUUUCAUCGAGGAGAACCGAACCACCCUGUCGGCCCUCAGCGUGCGGGAAGCCACGAAGCGGCUCGCUCUUUAG
Acanthamoeba castellanii str. Neff is the source of this 723-nucleotide messenger RNA. RefSeq names its product DNA-7-methylguanine glycosylase. Lineage: Eukaryota; Discosea; Longamoebia; Acanthamoebidae. The transcript has 5 exons. Bases 1 to 723 code for a protein of 240 amino acids. The record is from RefSeq and is a predicted model, not a curated record.